CAGAGCUCUCCACGCAUUGACGCGGCUUGCCCGUCCUAGCUUUUUCUUUUCUUCUCUAUACCGAUCAACCUCUUUGUCUGCCGCCUUGAUCUCAACAGUUUUUUUGCUAUGGCCACAGACGACGACACAAAUUCACGACCGCCUUCUCCGACGUCCCGCUUUGACACCCUCUUCACCAUGGGCUAUUUUACACAACCGUUCGAGCGCUUCGUGCGUGACGACAACGUAGACAUGAGUAGCGCUUUCACUUUGCUGGACACAAUGGAAACCUAUUGGGACUCCCGCAUCGAUCUCCUUCAACGAAAGCUCUCCCAGCGAACAGAUAAGCUCAAGUCAAGAGCUGAGGUGCUCGGAGACUAUUUCACCACCAUCAAGACUCCGAAGGCCGAUGUUGCAAGGGAGAAUAUCGACCGCGAGAUCAAGAAGUUGCAACUCAAGAUGCAACUUCGGAUGACGUCCUUGGCUACAGCUUGGAAAUCCGCCAGAAUCGUCCGAACGAGGGAGAAGAUCACAUUCUUUAUCGGAGUCAUGACCGUGCUAUUUACUGCCCUCCUCUUCGGCAUGGCACCGGAAUGGAUGCACAUCGCCUACACUGUCCAAGCAGCCUUCCACCUUCCCUUGCGCAUCUACAGAUACAAGAAGCGGAUGUGGCACUACUUCCUCUUCGACCUCUGCUACUACGUCACCAUCCUUAACUUCGUCUACAUCUGGAUCCUCCCCCAGAGCCCUGCCCUCUUCGUGGCGUGCUACUGUUUAUCACAUGGGUCCGUCGCGAGCGCGGUGAUUACAUGGCGGAAUAGUCUUGUCUUCCACGAUUCAGAUAAGAACACGUCGCUGUUCGUGCAUAUGUACCCGCCACUUGUCUUUACCGUCAUCAGGCAUUAUUAUCCUGGCGCAACGGAGCGUUUCCCUGCACUCAAGGAACUCCCGCAUCUUAACCCAUGGAAAGCCCUUUUACUGUCUAGUUUGAUCUACUUGGUCUGGCAGUUGCUGUACUGGAGGUUCGUCUACGUUAGCCGCCGCGCCAAGGUCGAAUCUGGCGAACGUACGACGUCACUUUCAUUCCUCCUGAACAACAAACGAGGGCUCAUCGGGCGGGCCCUCGCUGCCAUCAAGCCCGAGUAUCGUCCAGAAUCUUUCAUGGCGGGCCAGUUCGCCUACGCCGUGAUUACGGAUAUUCCCCCGGUCUUUCUCCUGUACGACAGCGCGUUCUGGAGCAGCGCCUACCUUCUUCUCAUCUUCGCCGUAAGCGCAUGGAACGGCGGAGGUUUCUACAUCGAAGUCUUCGGUCGCAAAUUCGAACGCGAACUCGAAGCGCUCCGCAAAGAGCUCGCCGAAGCAAACCUUCGCUCCGCCGGCGCAUCGCCCACGAUCAUCCCCGAUGACCUUUCCACGCCUGUGUCGCCCAUGCUCGAAGGCAAGGACGGCAACGGCAUGAUGAACGUCCCUGAAUUGAAGACGCCUCCGCUGCUGGCAUCGAAGGGUGUCUCAGAGGUGCCGAGCAUGCCGGAGGAGGCGAACGGGGCGCCACCUGUGGAGGAAUCGAAGAAGGCGCAAUGAUCAUGAUCUUGCCCGUUCUCGAUUACUGGUUUCUUGAGUGGCGAUGGGAAGGUAGUCUGUCUUGUUUUUUACUCGAGUCCCGUCUAGAUGGUGUGGAUAGAUUCCUCGUUUUUUUGGCCUGUUUUGUCAGGCCCUUACUUUACGCUAUGCGUGAUUCCUCGUACGGUCUGAGGAGGUGGAAGUGGAGUUGGUGGUGGAUCGCGAUUCUAGUUGAGUUGCCCUUCGAGAUGCGAGAUGUUUUUAAUGACCCUAUUUACGACCUUACAUACACAUGAACACUAUGCGCUAUCCUCUUCCUCUUCGCUUUGUUGUAUUUCAGACCUAUCUCCUCUCCCUCU
Messenger RNA from Stereum hirsutum FP-91666 SS1, 1898 nucleotides. RefSeq lists its product as uncharacterized. NCBI's taxonomy places the organism in Eukaryota, Fungi, Basidiomycota, Agaricomycetes, Russulales, Stereaceae. The transcript is spliced from 9 exons. Gene Ontology annotation, biological process: phosphatidylcholine biosynthetic process. The record is from RefSeq and is a predicted model, not a curated record. Bases 109 to 1560 code for a protein of 483 amino acids.